AUGAAUAUAAGUAAUAAUUUAAGAAUAGCAGCAAACAAUGAAUGUAUGCUAGAACAUGAAGACGUUGAAGGAUCAUAUAAUUUAAACCAUCAUAUUAUAUCAAUUUUUGUACUAUUAAUUGUAUCGUUUGUUGGUACUUGUUUUUCAAUUGUUACAACACGAGUUAAACGUCUACAUAUUAAUCCAAUUAUAAUUAAUACGGGAAAAUUUUUUGGUAGUGGAAUCAUACUAGCAACAGGUUUCAUUCAUAUGUUACCACCAGCAAUGGAAUCAUUAACUCAUCCUUGUUUACCCGAUUCGUGGAAUAAAUAUAGCGCUUAUGCCGGUCUUUUUGCUAUGUUAGCUGUACUUGUUAUGCAACUGAUUGAAUUCAUUGCUCAUGAACGAUAUUAUUACCGUGUUAAUCCAAUAUCAAAUGAUACAAAUUUAGAAUCUAAAACGAACCAACAUAUAGAAAUGAGUACUUCAGUAGAUGAAGCUGCUAAUACACCUGUAGACACUAGCAAAUCAACACAUCAUCAUCAUCAUCAUGGUGGUGCUUUUGAAGAUGAUGCUCAAACUAAUAAAAUAAGUGCAUAUUUACUUGAAUUCGGUAUAGCACUUCAUUCAGUUCUCAUUGGUGUAGCAUUGGGUACAGCAAGUGAAUCUUUCGUUGCUUUAUUUGUUGCACUAAGUUUUCAUCAAUUUUUUGAAGCAAUUGCACUUGGUGCACAAAUUGCUCGUUUAACUCAUUUGUCAUUACAGUCGAUUAUUCUUAUGAUUAUAUUUUUUGUUUUGACAACUCCCGUUGGUAUCGCUAUAGGUAUUGGUAUUCAUUCAAGAACAUACAAUCCAAAUUCAGUUGCUUCAUUACUUGUCAAUGGUAUCCUAGAUGCAAUAUCAGGUGGUAUUCUUAUUUAUGUUGCUCUUGUUAAUUUAAUUACAGCUGAAAUGGGUGCUGGUGUUCAUACAUUUCAUUCAUUAAGCAGACGAUUAAAAUUAUUAUAUUUUGUUGCAUUAUAUGCUGGUGUUGCAGCUAUGGCGAUUAUAGGAAUAUGGGCUUAA
Molecule: messenger RNA, 1044 nt
Organism: Rotaria sp. Silwood2
Lineage: Eukaryota; Metazoa; Rotifera; Eurotatoria; Philodinida; Philodinidae
Source: the annotation of a GenBank genome assembly